Messenger RNA from Durusdinium trenchii, 919 nucleotides. Lineage: Eukaryota; Dinophyceae; Suessiales; Symbiodiniaceae. The record is from the annotation of a GenBank genome assembly.
CUCUUCUACAACUCCCACUCUGACCGACCGCCACAGCCGCUUCGCACUUGCGUGCAUGGAGCCGCUGCCGGCGUCGCUGGAGCUCCGCGCCACGCGCCACGCGGGCCGGGGCCUCUUCGCACGAAGAGGCUUUGCCGAGGGCGAGAGGACGCUCCAAGCGGCGCCGGUGAUGGUGGCGAUACGGAAGCAUGCCAAAGGGCUGCGGUGCCGGAAGUGUUUGAGCAGCAGCGAGGAGGACUGGCCCUACCAGUGUUCGAGCUGCGGCUCUACGUGGUGCUCUGACGCCUGCCGCCGCUCGGAUGGGCCCAAGCACGAAUUCGAGUGCGCCCUGUUGCAAGGCCUCGAGGAGCAGAAGAAGGUCUCAGCCGAGGUUCGGGACAACGUGGCCUUGUUGAUCUCUCUACAUGCUUUUGCGGCCUCAGCCACUACUCUCGAGGCGCAUCAUGGUGCCGGUACAGUGAGUCGGGACAUUGAAGUGAGCCAAAGAGCUACAGCUGGAAAAGGCAAAGCACGAUAAAGCAACUCUCAGUGAACAAGAACCGACCUAUUUUCCUCAACUGAAGAAGGUGAACAGUACGUAAGCACGCAAAAGCGAUAAUAUAUUAAUAAGUGCAAGUUUGAAGAUGAACUUCACUAAAUGAGGUUGUAGCAACUGCAAGAAAGUUUGAACAGUGUUGUUUUGCACUGCGAUGCUGCUGCUUCCGUUGAUUUAGACUUAACGCUCAUACAUGACCUUCAUUAUACAACGUACAUGCUUGCUGUUUGCUUGAUAUUUCUUUUGCUUUGGGGAUCUUGACUUUGCUGCAUGCAUCUCUUUUUCAACUUCGGCAAAUCUGUUCGUUUCGAGGUGUUUGAAAGGAUUGGCCCUCCCUGCGUUUGUCCGGGGCUUCUGGCAAGUACCAAUGGCUGCAUGAGGUGU